UGAGUUCAUCUCGUGCGCUACGACCAAGUCAUCCUAUUGCUGGCCCAUCAUGAACGUGCACAAACCAUCCGGAGAAAGAGACUAUAUGUCCAUUGCAGAUCAUGGAUUAAUCGGUAAUCUGAGGACCGCAGCACUAGUCAGCGUAGAUGGGUCUAUUGAAAGUUACUGUAUCCCGAAUUUCGACUCUCCAUCUGUAUUCGCUCGAAUUCUAGACAAGGACAAGGGAGGCCACUUUUCCAUCACCCCUACUGUCGAAUUCACCACGAAACAAAACUAUUUGCCGAGUUCAAAUGUAUUACAAACGAAGUUUAUGAACAAUCAUGGUGUCGUCAGCGUUACAGACUUCCUCCCCCGUCAAGCAAAUGACGAAACAACCAGACCCCUUUUGUACUGGCUCAUACGCCGUGUUGAGGUCAUCCGUGGCACCUUACCUUUGCGCGUUGAAUGCGCGCCCGCUUUCAACUACGCGCGCGAUGAGCACACUACUGAAAUCGUUCCCGACGACAGUAUCCCAGGAGGUGCCCAGAACAAGGUGACCUUCAAAUCUAAGGACCUCAGCCUUGACCUCCGUUACGUCGUGCAAAAUAUGCUCGACGGCACUAGCCUACCAGACGUCGAUCUGAAAAUCCUUGAUCUCACCUCGAAAGGCCAUCUGGGACUCUCGGCUUUUUGUGAUCUCAACCUCGAGGAAGGUCAAAGGGUCACAUUCGUUUUGAGGAUCCCUCCCGACUACACUGCGCCUGCCGCGCUAAAGCCAAGUCAACAGCGUGCUGAUGAUCUGGGGAUAUCUCUGCAAAAUCUGAAAGAGCUGAUGGCGGGCGCCUCGAAACUGAGGCCGCAGGAUGAUCCGAUUUUAACACCGAAACUUCUGGACCACGUCUUCAUCGAAACCAACAACUACUGGAACUCAUGGAUCAGACGAUCUACCUAUCAAGGGUCUUGGAAAGAAGCAGUCCAUCGCAGCGCUUUAGCUCUGAAGCUACUUAUCUUCGAGCCUACAGGUGCGGUUGUAGCAAGCCCUACGUUCAGUUUACCAGAAUACAUUGGUGGAACGCGUAACUGGGAUUAUCGUGCCUCAUGGAUCCGUGACUCUUCAUUCACACUAUAUGCCUUGAUACGUUUGGGAUUCACACAGGAAGCGAAUGCCUACAUGGAUUUCAUUUUCGAACGACUGAAGGACAAGAACCCUGAUGGUUCUUUGCAAAUCAUGUACACUAUUCACGGUGGCAAGGACCUGGAAGAAAUAGAGCUUAAUCAUCUGGAUGGUCACAAAGGAUCUAAACCUGUCAGGAUAGGGAAUGGAGCAGCCGAUCAUGUGCAAUUGGACAUUUAUGGAGAACUGAUGGAUUGUAUCUAUUUAGGUCAGAAGUUCGGGCGACCUCUGUCUUAUGAUACAUGGGUUCUCGUCAGAGAGCUUGUAGAUUUUGUAGUCGCGAAUUACCAACAGCCAGAUCUUUCCAUUUGGGAAGUUCGAGGAAAGAAACGCCAUUUUACGUACUCGAAGAUCAUGCUAUGGGUGGCUAUCGAUAGAGGUCUCAGAUUAGCGGACAAGAGGUCUCUCCCUUGCCCCAAGCGCAAUCAGUGGCUGGCCGCGAGAGAUGAUCUUUACGAAGAAAUUAUGCAUAAGGCUUGGAACCCUAAUUCACAAGUCUUCGGCCAAAGCUACGAAGAAACCGAUGUUUUGGACUCAUCCGUCCUUAUCAUGCCUCUUGUCUUCUUCAUGACACCAUGCGACCCUCGCUUUGUCAAUACACUCAAGCAAAUUCUGAAAACACCAGAAAGGGGAGGACUUACUUCAAAUAAUCUCGUGUAUCGCUAUGAUGUAAAUAAGUCUGACGACGGAGUGGGAGGUGAAGAAGGAACAUUCUGCUUAUGCACCCUAUGGUGUGUCGAAGCUCUUACGCGCGCCGGAGAAUACGAUAGAAAGUUACUGCAAAAAGCUAUAUCUAUGUUUGAGGAUUUCUUAUUGUAUUCCAACCAUGUUGGGUUGUGCACCGAAGAGAUAUCUGAAGCUGGAGAAGGUUUGGGCAAUGCUGUACAAGGUUUCACUCAUGUCACCCUCAUUUCGGCGGCAUACAAUUUGUCUAGAACGAUGGGAAAAUGAGAUUAGGAACUAAAGAGUAUUCUCUCGCGGAAUUUUUAGCCAUUUAUGCGAAUAUUUGAAAUUGAUUAUAUCAAACAUGCGAACUAUGGAAUAGAAUUCAGUUUGUAGAGCUCCCAUGAUGCCUGAAGACUACGCAAGAGUCUUGUGAU
This is a messenger RNA of Serpula lacrymans var. lacrymans S7.9, 2253 nucleotides long. RefSeq names its product glycoside hydrolase family 15 protein. Bases 50 to 2104 code for a protein of 684 amino acids. The record is from RefSeq and is a predicted model, not a curated record. Lineage: Eukaryota; Fungi; Basidiomycota; Agaricomycetes; Boletales; Serpulaceae. Gene Ontology annotation, molecular function: hydrolase activity, hydrolyzing O-glycosyl compounds. The transcript is spliced from 38 exons. Gene Ontology annotation, biological process: carbohydrate metabolic process.